Molecule: messenger RNA, 987 nt
Organism: Nelumbo nucifera (sacred lotus)
Lineage: Eukaryota; Viridiplantae; Streptophyta; Magnoliopsida; Proteales; Nelumbonaceae
Source: RefSeq, a predicted model, not a curated record
AUGGCGAGCCAAGUUCGGCGGCAUGGAGGUCUCCGAGGCCCGGCGACUGAAGCAACUGGAAGAGGAGAACAACCGGCUGAAACGGCUGGUGGCCGAUCAGGCGCUGGAUAUCCAGAUGCUCAAAGAGGUGGUCUCAAAAAACUGACGCGGCCCGACCAGCGCUGUGAUGCCGCCCGGCAGCUUAUCGUUCGGCACGGUAUCUCGGAACGUCGGGCCUGUCGCUUGUUGUUGGUAACGCGUAAGACCUUUCGCCGCAAGCCAGCGGAGGAUCGCAAUGCGGAACUGCGUGCCAGGUUGCGCGAAUUGGCCGAACAACGCCGGCGCUUCGGCUCGCCACGGUUGCAUGCCUUGCUGCGCCGGGAAGGCUGGGCCAUCAACCACAAGCGGGUUGAACGGAUCUACAAAGAAGAAGGCUUGUCGCUACGCUUGCGGCGACGCAAGAAGCGGCCAAGCCACCUUCGGGUGGUGCUGCCCAUGCCAGCGGGACAAGACCAGCGUUGGGCGAUGGAUUUCGUUUCGGACACCCUGUGGAACGGUCGCCGUAUCCGGGCGUUGACCGUGGUGGAUACCUGGAACCGUGAAUCGGUGUGGAUCGAGGUGGACCACUCGCUAUCCGGACGGCGCGUCGCGCGGGUUCUCGAUCAGUUACGUUGCGCCGGCCGUUGCCCAAGCCUGAUUCAGGUUGAUAAUGGACCAGAAUUUACCAGUCGAGCACUGGAUGAAUGGGCUUAUCGACACGGCGUGACGCUGCAAUUCAUCCGACCAGGUAAGCCUGUUGAGAAUGCAUUUAUCGAGAGCUUCAACGGGCGUUUCCGGGAAGAAUGUUUGAAUCAGUCGGUCUUCCAUCAUUUGCAGGAUGCAAGACAGACGAUUGAAGCGUGGCGGCAGGACUACAAUCAUGCCCGUCCACACAGUGCUUUGAAUUACUUGACCCCGGUCGAAUUCCGGGAGCAACACUUACCCCAACCGAGCCGGAUUGCUACCUAA